CAGUCCGACGACGUCCUGCGCGGGAGCGGAAAACGUGUUUCCGACUGUGUUUUCCUGUUGAAAAAUUGCUUCAACAUCACUUUGCCGCGAUAAGACGAAUAUCUGACCUUCCCAAACACGUCUGAAUAAGCUAGAGCUUGGUAAUACAUUUAGCAUGGCUCGAGACUGGAAACCUGGUGAUCUGAUCUUUGCCAAGAUGAAGGGAUAUCCACACUGGCCUGCAAGAAUCGAUGAAGUUCCUGAUGGAGCUGUGAAACCAUCAAACAUCAAGUUUCCGAUCUUCUUCUUUGGCACCCAUGAAACAGCGUUUCUUGGCCCCAAAGAUAUUUUCCCCUACCUGCCAAACAAAGACAAGUAUGCCAAGCCCAACAAGAGGAAAGGCUUCAAUGAAGGAUUGUGGGAGAUUGAAAAUAACCCAAAAGUUGAACUCACCGCACCCAAGCCGGUCCCUCCAGCUUCUUUUACUGAGAAGAUAGCUGACACAAGCACAGAGGGAGAGGAGGAAGCAGAAGACAAGGGGACAAAAUCUAAGGUUCCAGCAGGAAGUGAGGCUGAGCAGGAGAAAGAGAAUAAGGAGGAGGAGGAAGGGUCUGUGGUCACUGAGCAGGGUCCUCAGAACCAGGAUGGCUCGGCACAGCAAGAUUCCAUUGAUGCUCCUAAACCCAAGAGAGGACGAAAGAAAAAGAGUGAAGCUGACCCAGAGACUGAGAAAGAAGAUGCUCCUGCAAGUCCCAUUAGUGCCACAGGUGGAGAACUCCCCAAAAAAAGAGGAAGAAAGCCCAAGAAUGAGAAGAUGCUUUUGCUCCAGCAACGGGAACAGCAAAGCUCAGGAAAUGAAAUAGACACUGCUGAGUCAGACAGAAAGAGGAAGAGGGCGACAGAGGACAAGUCAAAGGGUGCAGAGGAGGAGAAGAAGAAGAAGGAGGAAAGCAAAGGAAAGGAUGCAGAAGGGAAGGAGCCUGAAGCCAAGAAGAAGAAGCAGUCUAAGGAGGAAGGCUCUUCAGCCUCUGACGAUGAAGAGAAAAACAAAGGCAGAAAGAAAAACCAAAACUCAGAAAUGGAAAAGGAUGUGCGGCGGAAAAAAGCAGAUGAACUCAGAGAGUCAAACAAAGAUGAUGGGAAGAAGAAUGAAGAAAAGACAGGAGCCAAGAAAAAAGAGAUAUCCACUGACUCCAAACUCCAGAAACUUCACAGUGAAAUCAAGAUUUCACUGAAAAUUGACAACCCUGAUGUAAAGAAGUGUUUGGACGCUUUAGAUGAGAUUGGCACCCUUCAAGUCACAACCCAGCACCUGCAGAAGCACAGUGAACUCAUCGCCACACUCAAAAAGAUCCGCAGGUUCAAGGCCAGCCAGGACAUCAUGGACAAGGCCACCAUGCUGUAUAACAAGUUUAAGAGCAUGUUUCUGGUGGGUGAAGGUGACUGUGUGCUCAGCCAGGUGCUCAACAAGUCUUUAGCUGAACAGCGGCAGCAUGAGGAGGCCAAGAAAGGAGCGCUGAAGAAAGUAGAACAAGCCAAGGAAAACAACCCAGACAAGAUGACAAAUGGUGAUACGAGCCCCGAAGGGAAGAAACAGGAGACGGAGAAGGCACUUGAGGACACAACGGUUGGAGAAAAUCACAGCGCCCCCAAGGUCCAGGAAGAGUCCACUUGAGUUUUCUACAUAAGGAACAGGGAUAAAACUGCUGCUCUACCUUAAAAACUUUAGUCCAAACUGCGAUCUCCUGCCUGGUUCUAUCUGAGGAGGACCGAUGAUCAGUGUUUUCCAGUUUACUGACUUUGUUGAAGUUGCUGCUUGAAGGUUUCAGUUCAUCAAACCUGUCACUACCUGACACAAAGACCGACCAAUUUUAUUUUCCUUUGCAGACAUCUUGGGAUCUUACUGAACAUUCUCACAAAGACAGCAUCAGUUGAUCCUGUUUUACAACUGAAAUAGAUGGGUUUUCAUGCCAUCAGUCAUUCCUAGGUCCUUUAGUUGCUUUGACUUUAAUAAUGGACUGAAUUAAAUCACUGUAGUUUUAUAGUGUGAUGCACCAUGUUUACUAAUAUUGGUUGCACAAAUGCUUUUGUCACUCAGAUGCACAACAAAAAUCUGAAGUUUGCCAAAGUUUUUCUUUCUAGAUAUCUUCAUUUUAACCAUGUUUAUGUCUCUUUUUUAAAACUUGUUUUUGUUUUUAACAUAGAUGUAAAUAAGAGUAUUUUUGUGCCUGUCUGUAAACCGUAUACAGCAUCCUAUAAUAAAGUAGUACAUUCAGUAUCUUAA
Molecule: messenger RNA, 2263 nt
Organism: Cheilinus undulatus (humphead wrasse)
Lineage: Eukaryota; Metazoa; Chordata; Actinopteri; Labriformes; Labridae
Gene: psip1a
Product: PC4 and SFRS1 interacting protein 1a
Exons: 17
Coding region: 155-1654 (499 amino acids)
Biological process (GO): regulation of transcription by RNA polymerase II
Cellular component (GO): nucleus
Molecular function (GO): transcription coregulator activity; double-stranded DNA binding
Source: RefSeq, a predicted model, not a curated record